AGACCCCAACAAAUGGAAAACAAAUUAACUUAAGCCAAGAGGAGGCUGGUGACAUCUGAAAGAGGAAAAAGUGGGAGAGCUGUGCCCCCUGCUUUCAAUCUGACCUAUUGGGAGUAUCUUUUGGAGCAUGUCUGCUGCUUAGCAGGGAACUGAAUUUCAGGCAGAAGAGGUUGUAAACUUAAAGUGUGAAUAUGGGUGAAAAGAAACCAGAACCCCUGGACUUUGUAAAAGAUUUUCAGGAAUACCUUACGCAGCAGACUCACCACGUAAAUAUGAUUUCUGGCUCAGUUAGUGGCGACAAGGAAGCAGAGACUCUUCAGGGAGCUGGGACAGAAGGGGAUCAGAAUGGGCUAGAUCAUCCUUCUGUUGAAGUCUCACUGGAUGAAAACUCAGGAAUGUUAGUGGAUGGGUUUGAAAGGACAUUUGAUGGAAAGUUAAAGUGUCGAUAUUGCAACUACGCCAGCAAAGGAACAGCGCGGCUCAUAGAGCAUAUCAGAAUUCAUACAGGUGAGAAGCCACACCGAUGCCAUUUAUGUCCGUUUGCUUCAGCGUAUGAACGUCAUCUCGAAGCUCACAUGCGGUCGCAUACUGGUGAGAAACCAUACAAAUGUGAAUUGUGUUCCUUCCGCUGCAGUGACAGAAGCAACUUAUCUCAUCACCGUAGGCGUAAACAUAAAAUGGUGCCUAUCAAGGGAACAAGGUCUUCCCUAAGCAGCAAGAAAAUGUGGGGAGUUUUGCAGAAGAAGACCAGCAAUUUGGGAUACAGCAGAAGAGCAUUAAUAAAUUUGAGUCCACCUUCCAUGGUGGUUCAGAAACCAGACUACCUUAAUGAUUUCACUCAUGAAAUUCCAAAUAUCCAGGCCGAAGCGUAUGAGAGUAUGACAAAAACAGCCCAGAGCGGUGGGUUGCCACGAGAUCCACAAGACCUUAUGGUAGAUAAUCCUUUAAAUCAGCUAUCUACGUUAGCUGGACAGUUAUCUAGCUUGCCACCUGAAAACCAAAACCCAGCCUCUCCUGACGUCGUCUCCUGUCAAGAUGAAAAGCCUUUCAUGAUACAGCAGCCUGCUGCACCUGCAGGUGUUUCAGCCGUGUCGACCAGUAUUCCCCGGAGCUCAUCUCCAACCAGCCCAGACCCUCGGCCAACACACAACCCGAGGAACUAUAGCCCGGUGGCCGGUCCCAGCAGUGAUCGCAGCGCCCACACCAGCACUCCCAGCAUCAGCAACAGCCAGCCGAGUACUCCAGCUCCGACCCUUCCAGUUCAGGACCCUCAGCUCCUGCAUCACUGCCAGCACUGUGACAUGUAUUUUGCGGACAAUAUCCUUUAUACUAUUCACAUGGGAUGCCAUGGGUUUGAAAAUCCUUUUCAGUGCAACAUAUGUGGGUGUAAGUGUAAAAAUAAGUAUGACUUUGCUUGCCAUUUUGCAAGAGGCCAACAUAACCAGCACUGACUGAGAACAUGCUUUCACUUAGUUUUUUAACAUAUUACAGUAUAUUUUUCAUACUUGCUGAAGGAAACCUUGCUUAUUUCCAUUGCUUCUCAUUAAGCAAUUGGACAAAGGAGGCAAUUUUAUUUCUGUGCUGUCAUAAAACUUGCCAGGGAUUUUAUUUUUUUUUGUAAGAUGUGGUCAUUUAUAUAUAGUCUUUCAAAAAACAAAAAGUGCUCUGAAAAAGUGCACUAAGAAUUAGAUUACAAUUACGUGUUUUGUUUGUUCAGUUUAAGUUGAUUGCACUUAAAAUACCUGUGAACGUUCUAUAGAUAUAGAUGCAGAGUAUGCGUCCUGAAACAUAAGAUGCAAUUAUUUACCAGGCAGGAUAAAAUAUUGUAAGCAUAAAAUGUGAAAGGUUGAUGCAAUGAAUGUAUGGUUGCUAUGGAGACAGAUGUGCUCUUAAAAACUUAACUGUUAUCAAACUGGGGAAAAAAAACCCCRAUCUUUCUAAAUUAGAAGCAACUUUCGCAUAUAGGUACAAUUUGAUUUAAAAUUUACUUUAAUCUGGAAUUAAUCUUACUUAAUAAGUAGUAAGUUUUUGCUUAGUGUUUUCUAAACUCCCCAUGCUCAGCCUCAAGCACUAUUUCAGCUGUUACGUUACUAGAAAAUAACAUUUUCUGACUGAAUUUCUGGUAGGAAGAAAGAGUGAAAAGAACAGGAAAGAUGUAUUUUCUUGUCAGUCACUAAUUAGGUGUGUAAAAGAAAACUUGACACCUUAUUUUAAACUAUUGACCAAAUAGCUUUAAAUGUAUUUUUUUAAAAGGAGGCAAUUUUUAAACUACUAGUUGUAAUGAAGAACUUGUAGAACUAAGACAUUUUCUAAGAGAUGUUAAACUGCCUUAAACCAAUUUGUACACAAUUAGACUUCUACCAAUUUGCACAAUUAGACUUCUGUCUUGCUAACAGAAGUUCUAGCAGAAGCAAACAAGUUUACGAAUUAAAAAAAAAAAGUUUGUUGGUUUGGGUCGAGCUAACACUGUAGGUUGCCUAUAUGUUUGGAAGUUGACUAAUCUAGUUUAUGGUAAACUCCAGCUAACUUGGAAAUCAGUUUGUCUUCAAUUCAGUCUCCCACAAAAGGGGGGAAGGAUUUCUGCUUUUCUGUGUGUUUGAGCUGUUUAUGUAGCAGACAUGCAAAGGGAGACUGGGUGACUAAGUCAUUGUUACUAAUACUGUAGGUGGCAAAUGGUAAGUGAAGAUGUCCAUGAAGCCCACUGCACGUGUUUGUUUUAUUUUUUUUAAACCAUACAUCUUUAAAAGCACCUAGGCUAAUGGACAGGCACUUUAAUAUAAACUUAAAACAUCCUAGCAAAAUUAAUAAAAGCUCUUGAUAUGCUACACAGGCAUUUGUAGUGUUUCAAAAUAAUGAAGAAUGUUGCUUUUCCCGUAUUCAGACAUGCACUUUUACCUUAGUUUCUUACUUGCAUUAAGACAAAUGAAACCUCCCCUUGUAUUCCCUUUUUAUUAUCAGCAAAAUAUGACAGCAUAUAWCAUUUGGUAAUGGCAGGAACAAGAUUUUUUACUGAUGUUCUGGAAGUCAGAGGCUGAAUCUGAAUAGCACAUGUUUAGGUUGAUCAGAUUGACRCUGUCACUGCAACUAAAGGUCCCUGAGAUCUGAGGAAAAACUUGCAAUGACUUUAGUUUAAGGUCAAUAAGCAGGAAAAAAAAAAUGCUCUUCUGAAAGCUUUAGCUUUAGUAGGAAUUUUCACUUCAGUGAAUUAGAAAUUUGGGAACUGAAUACAUGUUUGUCUUCAUAUAGCUUAUCUACUGUUGAAUUUUCCACUAACUAGUUGAAGGAACUGUAUUAUUGUCAGCCUGUAGUCUAGUGGGCAUGAAAUAGUGGCUAUGACAUAAAUAAUACCAAUUUAGUGCAAAAUUAAUGAUAACAUGCUAUCAAUUCUCAAGAUAAGUUUUUGGUUUCAGGCAAGCCUGGUUCAAAAUCCAUUUUAGUGGAUUUAUGUUACCAAAAUAUGAUUUCCAAUUUUAUUUGUCAAUACAUUAGAUUUCUAAUGGCACUCUUCAUAAUCCCCAAAACGCCUUUUGAUGCUUUUUACUUUUAAAAAUUUAUAGGCAUCAACUCUGUCUGCAUGAACUGAUGUGCAGGGGACCUGGAGUCAUACACUUGAAAGUCCAGUUUUCCUUUAAGGACUACAGUAAAGUUGACUGAAAUGGAAUCCAGUGUUAGGAAGUUAUUGCUCUUGUAACAAUUUUGUAAAAUUACACUUCUAGUCAAAGAAUAAUGCA
Molecule: messenger RNA, 3731 nt
Organism: Nothoprocta perdicaria
Lineage: Eukaryota; Metazoa; Chordata; Aves; Tinamiformes; Tinamidae
Gene: IKZF5
Product: IKAROS family zinc finger 5
Exons: 5
Coding region: 192-1451 (419 amino acids)
Biological process (GO): regulation of transcription by RNA polymerase II
Cellular component (GO): nucleus
Molecular function (GO): DNA-binding transcription factor activity, RNA polymerase II-specific; RNA polymerase II cis-regulatory region sequence-specific DNA binding
Source: RefSeq, a predicted model, not a curated record